UUUAUAAGAGUCUCCGAGGUUAUUGCGGCGCACCCGAUUCAUGGGGUUGUCGGCAGCAUCGUUCGUGCUUCGUUAGGUUCUGUAAUGGACCAGUGCCUAUGUACCUUACACCAUGGUUGCAGUCCAGCCUAGAGAGGAAGCAGCAAGAGGUUUCGCGCAGCAAGUGAAUAAUGUUGAAAGGGUGCGUUGCACUUUGCAUCCUCAUAUUAACGGGAACAGUCGUGUGCGGAUAUCUGCCUAAGAGCGUACUGGAAGAUGCGUCUAACGGAACCCGGAACGGCUUGGCUACAUCCAGUUCCCUUCUGGAAGUGCCUGAGCUUACUCCAGAUGUCUUGGAAGGAAAUAACAGCCUCAGUCAAGAUGGCGGCAUACGGGGCACCAAACUGGCAGACGACAGAGAGGCGGAAGACUGCGUUCCGCCCUCCAUCGACGAAUUUCCUCGCGACUUGUUCAGCAACGAAAGCCGUCAAUCGGGGGCUCUGGUGUUGCAUUUCUUGGCCGUAGCGUACCUCUGCUGUGCCCUGGCCAUCGUCUGCGACGAGUACUUCGUUCCAUGCUUGGAGCUUCUCUCUCGUGUCAUCAGAAUCCCAACGGAUGUCGCUGGGGCAACUGUCAUGGCGAUAGGAACUUCUUCGCCAGAACUCUACUCCGCUAUAAUAGGCUCCUUCAUCACGAAGGGCGACAUAGGCUUAGGUACCAUCGUGGGCUCAGCCGUGUUCAACAUCCUCGGCGUUACCAGCGUCACGGGCCUCUGCCUUCUCAGCAACAGUGUGCAGCUGGAGUGGUAUCCUAUCCUAAGGGAUUUUAUCAUCUACGUUGUUUGUGUGACUCUGCUCGCUGUCUUCAUAUACGACAGCACGGUGCACUGGUACGAAGCAGGAUCAUUACUCACUCUAUUUGUCUUCUACAUCGCCAUCAUGUUUUUCAACGCUGGACUCAAACGCGCAGCCACCAAGCAGGUAGAUGCCCUGAUCCGCCUGAUGAAGCGAGAGAAUGGCUCUCAUUUGAAUACUAAAAACGCUCUGGCCCGCAAGGAAAUUGCUCCGCUGAUAGCUGUGGUUCACCAGAACGGUACGACGAGUCUGCAGCCGCAACUCCAUAAGACUCAAGAACCAAGUGGUCGUCACGUGUUGCCCACAACCCAAGAUACCACAGAACAGAAAGCAGGUGGCCACAGCACAGUCGACGUAGCGCAAUGUUCUGUGUCUGGUCCCCUUUCCACAGGAUCCUUUCUCAAUCAGGUGCAUGCUCCAGAGAACCAUGCUGCUGUAGACACCAAAGCAGACGCUAGUUCGGUUCUUCUCCGCUGCGGCGAGACAACGACGGCGAAGACGACGCCCUCUACCGAGGAUGAAGUUCUCUUCGUGCCUUUCACGACACCGAGCGGCGGUUGGCUACCUUGGGUAUGGUGGCUGGUCACGUGGCCGGCUGCCUGCAUCUUUUUCGUGACGGUGCCCAAUUGCAAACGGUUUCCUAGGCUGUUUCCUGCAACUUUCGUCAUGUCUGUCCUAUGGAUUGGGAUCCUAUCUUAUCUCUGUGCUUGGAUGGUCACAGUCAUCGGCUACACAUUGAACGUACCUGACUCUGUAUCCGGUCUCACCAUACUAGCGGCCGGCAUCAGUGUUCCUGAAAUCAUCACGAGUGUUCUUAUUGUAAAGAUGGGCUUCGGCAACAUGGCCAUCAGCAACCUGCUCGGCAGCAACAUCCUGGACAUCCUCUUCUGUCUGGGCCUUCCGUGGCUAGUCAAGACGUGCGCCUCCGGGCCGUUACACAUCAACAGCGGUGCCUUGACCUACACUACACUCACCUUGCUGGCGACUACGGUGCUCAUGGUAGUCACUCUGUGUGCCGCAGGGUGGCGCCUGAACUUAAAAGUGGGACUGGUGUGUCUGCUGCUUUAUGCGGCUUUCAUUGUCCUAGCGUGUUUGUACGAACUCAAUGUCUUCGGUGACUUCAACCCUCCUACCUGCGAAUUACAAGGAACAUAAGCUUGGAUGA
Ornithodoros turicata is the source of this 1998-nucleotide messenger RNA. RefSeq names its product sodium/potassium/calcium exchanger 5-like. Gene Ontology annotation, biological process: calcium ion transmembrane transport; intracellular calcium ion homeostasis. Gene Ontology annotation, molecular function: calcium channel activity; calcium, potassium:sodium antiporter activity. The transcript has 12 exons. The record is from RefSeq and is a predicted model, not a curated record. Bases 171 to 1988 code for a protein of 605 amino acids. Gene Ontology annotation, cellular component: plasma membrane. Lineage: Eukaryota; Metazoa; Arthropoda; Arachnida; Ixodida; Argasidae.